Symbiodinium necroappetens is the source of this 410-nucleotide messenger RNA. Lineage: Eukaryota; Dinophyceae; Suessiales; Symbiodiniaceae. The record is from the annotation of a GenBank genome assembly.
AUGUGGUUUGAGAUGAUUCAGUGUCUGAUCUCCGUCUGGGGCCUGAGCCUUCUUGUGUUGCAGACCUGCUUCAACCAUGAGCGAGUGGUUGGACUUGGGGCGAGCUCCCUUUACCAUCGAAUGGACGAAGGUGUGUUCGAUCCAAGCCUGACAGCCACCAACCACAGAGAUGGAGUCGUCGCCGAUUGGAUGAUUGCCAAAGGCUUCGUUGACCUCUGCCUAGAAGUUGCCGAAGUCUUUGGCCGUAUCCGCACUGGAGAACUCCGCGGCUACUUUAACAUUGGCAACGCCUGGGACCUUCUGCGCAGCAUCAUCCCCAUAUCCUUGCUCGCCUUCCACUCCGAGCGCUGGCUACAUCUUUUGGUCGUGCUGAUGCCAAGACUGCAUAAUGGAAUCCGCUUUUGGUCAGG